CGGACGCAAAAUGUGAGCACAUAAAGUUUGGUGACAUUUAGCAACUAGAACACUUUCACGGACACUCAUUAUCCAAAGGUUCCUAAAGAGAAGUAGCUACAAUCGCUUCUUCAAAAGUAACUUCGUUCAUAAGUAACUCUGCUUUCCGAAGGACUAUUCUUUGUCAUCGUAUUUUUGUUUUGGACUCCGUGUUUUUAAAGUGGAACACGUUCUUUCGUUAUUUUUUUUUAUUUUUUCAAAGUCAUGUUUAUUAUUCUGUUUACUAUGUUUUUCCAUUGCUUGGGGAUAUAACAAGGAAGCCGUUUUUGAAAAACUGCUUUUGGAAUGUAUCUGCCUUUUUAAAUGCUGUGAUAUAGCCUACUUUGGCGUUUGCAAAGAAACAUUUCGAACAGUUUCUCGUUUUUUUGUGAUUGAUUUUUUUGUGUGAAAUGCCUACACUGUUGCUUUUCUAACAGGUGCGCCAAAGCUUUUCUUGGAGCUGGGGCUGUUUAUAGCAUCACUAUCACGUAACGUUGCAUUUGGAUGCACAUGUGUUUUUUAAAUCAUAGACAGUAAGCGGCACUUGAACCCUGCGAUGCAUAAGUUCUGCCUCACCGUACUGCUCGUGCUGCGCGGACUCCUCAUCUGCUUCUGUUCCUGCGAUGAACCGCAGCACCCUGGACUCUACAAGGACACGACUGUGACCUCAACAGAUCCAUGUCUGCAGGUGAGCCCUCCGUGCAUGACUGAGGCUGACCGCUUCAGCCUGGAGGCUCUUCAGCACAUCCACAGAGAGAUGGAUGAUGAUCAGGAUGGAUGCAUUGAGGUGGAGGAGAGUGUUGAGUUCAUCAUUGAAGAUAUGCAGCAGCAACAACAGGCAAACAAACACAGUAAACUCCAUCACGAGGACCAGCAUAUCACUUUGGAGGAGCUUUGGAAGAGCUGGAAAUCUUCUGAGGGUAAGAUGGUCUCCAUGAUUGAGUCUUGCCAUGUUUCAAUGUAA
Molecule: messenger RNA, 982 nt
Organism: Onychostoma macrolepis
Lineage: Eukaryota; Metazoa; Chordata; Actinopteri; Cypriniformes; Cyprinidae
Product: stromal interaction molecule 2-like
Exons: 3
Coding region: 575-982 (135 amino acids)
Biological process (GO): store-operated calcium entry; activation of store-operated calcium channel activity; intracellular calcium ion homeostasis
Cellular component (GO): endoplasmic reticulum; plasma membrane
Molecular function (GO): calcium ion binding; calcium channel regulator activity
Source: RefSeq, a predicted model, not a curated record